UGGGCGGAGCAGGGAGUUAGUUGCCGCCUCUGGGUUAACUGGACUCAGGCGGCCAAACCUCCGGAGGCCGGGGGCGGCAGGAAGGCCCGUAGUAGAUCCCGGAUCCAGGAUUUCCCGGGCAGGACCGGAAUCAGGAUCGGCUCUGCCCCAAACUUGGUCCGUGAGGAACUCGCGAACUUGGAUUAGGAAAUCCCGGAACCCGGAUCAACAAACCCCCAGAACCCGGAAUUUAGAUCGGAAAGUCCCGGAGCGCGGAGCGGACUCUGUGCGGAGCCCGGAGUCCGGAUUACGGUACCCUCGGACGGGACGGAGCGAUGUCCGGCCGUGGCGCGGGCGGGUUCCCGCUGCCCCCGCUGAGCCCCGGCGGCGGCGCGGUGGCCGCGGCUUUGGGAGCGCCGCCUCCGCCAGCGGGCCCGGGCAUGCUACCCGGACCGGCGCUCCGGGGGCCCGGACCGGCUGGAGGCGUGGGGGGCCCCGGGGCCGCAGCCUUCCGCCCCAUGGGCCCCGCGGGCCCUGCGGCACAGUACCAGCGGCCUGGCAUGUCACCAGGGAGCCGGAUGCCCAUGGCUGGCUUGCAGGUGGGACCCCCUACGGCUCCCCCAUUUGGCGCGGCUGCUCCACUUCGACCUGGCAUGCCACCCACCAUGAUGGACCCAUUCCGAAAACGCCUGCUUGUGCCCCAGGCCCAGCCCCCGAUGCCCACCCAGCGCCGGGGGUUAAAGAGGAGGAAGAUGGCAGAUAAGGUUCUACCUCAGCGAAUUAGGGAGCUUGUCCCAGAGUCUCAGGCGUACAUGGAUCUCUUGGCUUUUGAGCGGAAGCUGGACCAGACCAUUGCUCGCAAGCGGAUGGAGAUCCAGGAAGCCAUCAAAAAGCCUCUGACGCAAAAACGAAAGUUGCGGAUCUAUAUUUCCAAUACAUUCAGCCCCAGCAAGGCGGAAGGUGACACUACAGGAACCACAGGGACCCCUGCUGGAACCUCAGCGGGGGACAAGGUGGCUUCCUGGGAACUCCGAGUGGAGGGAAAACUGCUGGAUGAUCCUAGCAAACAGAAGAGGAAGUUCUCUUCAUUCUUUAAGAGCCUCGUCAUUGAGCUGGACAAGGAACUGUACGGGCCUGACAACCACCUGGUGGAGUGGCACCGGAUGCCCACCACCCAGGAGACAGAUGGCUUCCAGGUGAAACGGCCUGGAGACCUCAACGUCAAGUGCACCCUCCUGCUUAUGCUGGAUCAUCAGCCUCCCCAGUACAAGUUGGACCCUCGACUAGCAAGGCUGCUGGGAGUGCACACACAGACGAGGGCCGCCAUCAUGCAGGCCCUGUGGCUUUACAUCAAACACAAUCAGCUGCAGGACGGGCAUGAGCGCGAGUACAUCAACUGCAACCGUUACUUCCGCCAGAUCUUCAGUUGUGGCCGACUCCGUUUCUCUGAGAUUCCCAUGAAGCUGGCCGGGUUGCUGCAGCAUCCAGACCCCAUUGUCAUCAACCAUGUCAUUAGUGUGGAUCCUAACGACCAGAAGAAGACAGCCUGUUAUGACAUUGAUGUGGAGGUGGACGACCCACUCAAGGCCCAGAUGAGCAACUUUCUGGCUUCUACCACCAAUCAGCAAGAGAUUGCCUCCCUUGAUGUCAAGAUCCAUGAGACCAUUGAGUCCAUCAACCAGCUGAAGACCCAGAGGGAUUUCAUGCUUAGCUUUAGCACUGACCCCCAGGACUUCAUCCAGGAAUGGCUCCGUUCCCAGCGCCGAGACCUCAAGAUCAUCACUGAUGUGAUUGGGAAUCCUGAAGAGGAGAGACGAGCUGCUUUCUACCACCAGCCCUGGGCCCAAGAAGCGGUGGGGAGGCACAUCUUUGCCAAGGUGCAGCAGCGAAGGCAGGAACUGGAACAGGUGCUUGGAAUACGCCUGACCUAACUGCUCAGGAAUUCCUUCCUUUCUUCCUAGCUCUGGAGCUGUCUCCUCCUCAGACUGGGAGGGACCGUGAUCUGGGGCUGCAGACAAGUAGGAUAUGGAUGGGGUGGAGGGUGUCUCCUGUCACCCUCUGCUUCCCCAGCUUUAGUUUCUUAAAGGUAGCGAUAGGAUUUCUUGUUGCUUGGUUCCGUAAGCCUUAUUGUUUCCUUUCCGUGUUGGCUUUAAUUGGGUUCACAACAGAUGCCUCCUCUGCCCCCUGCAGGCAGGCCCGAGUAGGACUGCUGGAGGCUGAGUGCUUCAACAUUGUAAUAGAACCUUUUCAGAACCAAAGGCCCCUGGCUUUGCUUGUUUACAGAUUCCCUUUUGGGGCAAGUGUCAGAGCUGGCUCUGGGGAGCUGGGCAAGGAAGAGGGGCACAGCUCACACUUCCUAGCCUUUCUAAACCAAAGUUCUUUGCCAUUCCUACCAGCCCAGCCUUGCUGCUGGUUUUUUCCUUUCCUUUGGGUAUUUGCACUAUUUGGGGAGCAGGUUUUUCUAUGCGGGAGCCACUUUUUUGUACAGGGGUAAGUUGGGGUCUUUCAGGGAGCCCUAUUUGGUGCUUCCUUCCUUAUUUUCUUUCCUCAAUCUAUGCAAGCGGCUCUGGCCGCCAUCAUCUCCUGGGACGUCAGAGGGCUGCCGCCACCCAACUCUUGGGCCCAGGGCGGUAAAGCCUCCUAGAGGAAGGGCACACUCGAGUUCCCUGGCAUGACCUGAGGUUCGUGGAGGGCAGCGGGAGAUGGAGAGAACUCUUGUGUCCCUUUGCAGCUUGGUAAGGAGGGUGGCCCUAGGGCUUGGCAAGUGCCACUUCUGGCAUGUUUGGAAAUUUACAAAUAAAUUCUUGUUUAUUGGUGGUA
This is a messenger RNA of Pteropus alecto (black flying fox), 2799 nucleotides long. It is a transcript of the gene SMARCD2, whose product is annotated as SWI/SNF related, matrix associated, actin dependent regulator of chromatin, subfamily d, member 2. Gene Ontology annotation, biological process: regulation of transcription by RNA polymerase II. The transcript is spliced from 13 exons. Gene Ontology annotation, cellular component: nucleus; SWI/SNF complex. NCBI's taxonomy places the organism in Eukaryota, Metazoa, Chordata, Mammalia, Chiroptera, Pteropodidae. Bases 315 to 1910 code for a protein of 531 amino acids. The record is from RefSeq and is a predicted model, not a curated record.